Messenger RNA from Gilbertella persicaria, 516 nucleotides. RefSeq lists its product as uncharacterized. Gene Ontology annotation, biological process: iron-sulfur cluster assembly. The coding region runs from base 1 to 516 and encodes 171 amino acids. Gene Ontology annotation, cellular component: mitochondrion. The record is from RefSeq and is a predicted model, not a curated record. The transcript has a single exon. Gene Ontology annotation, molecular function: iron-sulfur cluster binding; iron ion binding. NCBI's taxonomy places the organism in Eukaryota, Fungi, Mucoromycota, Mucoromycetes, Mucorales, Choanephoraceae.
AUGAAAUCACCACUUGCAAAGCAACUGUUUAUGAUUGAUGGUAUUACCGGUGUCUUUUUCGGCCCUGACUUUAUUACGAUCUCCAAGGAUUCUGUAGCUGAAUGGCAAUUGAUGAAACCCGAUAUUUAUGCUGCCAUCAUGGACCAUUUUGCUUCAGGACAGCCUAUUGUAUACGAUACAGAAGAAUUAGCAGCCAGUGAUACCACCAUUCAUCCUGAUGACCCUGAAGAAGUCCAGAUGAUUAAGGAGUUAUUGGACACACGUAUCCGUCCCUCUAUUCAAGAAGAUGGUGGUGAUAUUGAAUACUGUGGAUUUGAAGAGGGUAUUGUCAAGUUGAAAUUAAAGGGAAGUUGUCGAGGCUGUGACAGUUCAGCCAUUACACUCAAGAAUGGUAUUGAAAAUAUGUUGAUGCACUAUAUUCCAGAAGUACAAGGUGUUGAACAAGUGAUUGAUGAAAAUGAAGCUGUUGCUUUACAGGAAUUUGAUAAACUUGAAAAGCGAUUAGGCGAAAAAUAA